AUGCCGGGUCCAGAAUUGGCUGAUGCCGAUGCACGCUUAUAUGUGCUUUUUGUCAUGGCUACACUGCAAAAUCCUGAGAGCAUAGAGUCCAUUUUUGCCAGGAUCGGCCCGAUCUCUGCCUCUUCGUCCUUUCACUUCACAACUCCACAGAACCUACUCAACAUCUUGCUUUCAUACACCACACCCGUAUCAGUUUCUCCUUUCAAAUGCGCAACUAUUGCUUCUGAACUAAUUGCCUCUCUCGUAGACACUCCGGAGGUACAAUCAGAGAACCUUUACGAAGAUAUCCAGAACUCAAUUCAAUGGCUUGAACAAAAGCUCGGUGAUGACAGCUUACAAUUAAAAGGAGACGGCGCCUACGUCGAAGCCGCUAAGGAAUUGUCCAAGGAUGCCCGUGAGAAAGCGAGCCACUACGGAUUCGAAUACCAAGGUCAGGGACAACAACUAUCUUUCGCAUUUGCAAAGGCAAAGACGCUACAACUAUCGGCCUAUUUGCCCGAUUUGUCUAGUUGCGAGCCCUUAUUUGACACUUUGAGCGGUUAUGCUCCUUUUGAAGCCUGGCACAAUGGCAUUGUUCGCCCAUACUUGUACUUCUGGAAGAACCAUGCAUCCCUCGACAAUGGCAUUGCUCUGCCGCGCCUGUACUUGCAGCUAGAAACGCACUUUGAACAAUUUAACUUCCUUAUUUCACCCUUGGACCUAGCUUCAGUCUCGAUCAGCGAAAAGUUGUCCAUCUCUCUGUACUUGGAGAAUGUUAUAUUGCCCCUCUCUGUUUAUCACGAAAACGAUCUUAAUCCACUCUCCUCGUGGUUAGUGACGACACAUUCCAAUUGGAAACUGAGCUCAACUUUCGAGUACUGGAACCAAGUAUUUAUAGCUAUCUUCAGCUUUCACACUUACAAGGGUGACACCUUUACUGUAGAUGCCUGCAUCACACUAGUCCGUCACUUCGUUUCAGGUGGCUUGUACUAUGGCCUUCAGUUGGAACGCAGCCUUGGUUCGGUAGAAAAAAUCCGCAUCCUCGAACACAUUGAAAAGACUACGGCCUUUUUGAUAGACAAAUUGCAUAUCCACUCUACCCUACAAUCGAACAAUCUAAGAUUAUUACAAUCAUCUGAGACAACUUCCUACGCUGAGUUUACUUCUCAACCGAACGUAAUUGAGUUGCUCAAUUCAUCGUAUGAGCUCGUAUUGGUCUCCUUGCAUGAAAUGGCCUCGACAUGCUCUGUUUUGUUUCCAUACAGCGGAUUCACGAUUCGCAGGUAUCUUGAGCUCAAAGAAAUGGAAGAGGUUGACUUGGAUAGUAUCAAGAGAGAAGUCUUUGCUAUCUUUUUGCAUGUCACAGACAAGAACUACACGGAGCUUUGUAAAGCCCUUGACUUAUUUUGCGACGUCUUCUUGCAUACUCGAAAUGAAGAGCGCAAGAAAAUUGAUGCUAUUGUAUUCGAGCGUCUCAUGGAUGCUAAGAAAUUCACUCUCGCAUCUACUCGUCUUAAUCCAACGGAACACCUGCUCAAUAACGAAACUUACCUCGAAAUAGCCAUUUCCAAACUUUGGGCCAAUUUUAAUUCUGCUUCAACUUUAGACGAGGUUUUGGCUGUCUCACUGCCUACAAAACUGUGCUUAGAUAUCAUCGAACAAAUCAACUCGGGGGCACGGGCAAGCGAUAACUUGGUUAACACUGUUGUGGGCUUAAAACAUCUCUUCAGAGCUCUCGGUCUAUUGAAAAAUUUCAAAUUCUAUCUUCAAAGAGGUCGCAGCGUGACUCCUAAGGAUAUCAUAGACAAACUAACGCGAGUUGAUGCUGAAGAGUCCUUCACACCCAUGUCACUCGUUUCUGUUAUUUUGGAACAAAACAAAAAGGCUUACCUUGUGCAUGAGAAGUUAUAUAAGAUCACGACGGAUCUUGCUCUAUUUAUUGGAUUCGACGACUCGUGGGUCAGCUUCUACAAAGUACGCUGCGCUUGUAUCGAGUCGGCGCUCAUUGAACGAGACUUCAACUUCGCCUACAAACAAAGCAAGGAGCUCUUGUCACAUGCCGCAGAACAAAAUAAAACACAAACUCUCAAUGAAGUGUGGCUCAUUUUUUAUCAGGUUGGCAAGUUCGUUCCACGCGAAUGGCUUGACGAUUUCGACCCUAAGGUUCACAAACAAAAAAUUGAGAUUCUCACUAAGCAGCGAGAGAUUGUCUCACUUGCAUUAAAAUACAUCCGGCCAUCUCAAUUAAGUGGCGACAAUAGUCGUCUACUUGUGGGCCAAUUUUGCAACAUAAAUGCAGCCAUUGAUUCGUGGUACACUGAGGAGAAUCAACACCAGAAUGACGGUGUAUCCAGUGCCAUGCAAUCAGCACAGACCACGCUUCAAGAAAAUUUAAGCGGUUUGGUAAAAGAAGCUGCGCAAUCAAAAAAUCAAGCCAGCGAAAAAAUCUCCAAUUUGCUUGUUUCUGGUCUCGGAUGGGCCAUUGGUGCAAAUGCUAACAGAUAG
This is a messenger RNA of Australozyma saopauloensis, 2484 nucleotides long. RefSeq lists its product as uncharacterized. Gene Ontology annotation, biological process: retrograde vesicle-mediated transport, Golgi to endoplasmic reticulum. Lineage: Eukaryota; Fungi; Ascomycota; Pichiomycetes; Serinales; Metschnikowiaceae. The transcript has a single exon. The coding region runs from base 1 to 2484 and encodes 827 amino acids. The record is from RefSeq and is a predicted model, not a curated record.